Molecule: messenger RNA, 1221 nt
Organism: Dalotia coriaria
Lineage: Eukaryota; Metazoa; Arthropoda; Insecta; Coleoptera; Staphylinidae
Product: lipoprotein lipase-like
Exons: 3
Coding region: 180-1109 (309 amino acids)
Biological process (GO): lipid catabolic process
Molecular function (GO): lipase activity
Source: RefSeq, a predicted model, not a curated record
UUAUAAAAUGCUUGCCAACAAACCGAAUGCUACUCCGCACGACUAAAGUUCAUUUAUAUAUAAGUUAAAUUUAAAUUACGAAUUUGGUUUCCCGAUUAGUUAGUUACUCGCGAGACGAGGUCUCUCUGCUUACUUACGUCAAUCUGUAAACUGCGAAACGUGGACAUAAAGUUACGAAAAUGUAUUUGAUAUUCGGUGCCAUUUUUUCUACCAUUUUUCGUCUGAGUCCAGAAGCUGAUGCUCAUCUGGUACACCAUGAUUAUCCACAGGAUGACUACGCCAGCGCCGUGGAUUUCUCCCUAGCUGCAACAAUUACAAAAGAUCACUUAAAAUUUGUUCAUUUUAAUGAUUCUGGCGAUGAAGUGGAUGCAAAUCAAUUAGAAAACUACCCAACCAAAGUCCUAAUCCAUGGAUGGCUUACCAGCAUAGAAAAAUCCCCAUGGUACCCACUUCUUAAAGAUGCCUACCUCAAAGAACCAACUCCCAUUAAUAUAAUUUAUGUAGAUUAUGAACCAAUAGCUGGGAAACAAUACUCAGUUAGUGCACCAAGCAGUUUAAACGUUGCUAGAGUUAUCGCUGAUCAUUUGAUAACAGCUAAAAUAGAUAUGGAUAAUAUUCACCUUAUUGGUCAUUCUCUUGGUUCUCAUGUAGCUGGUUUUACGGGUCGUUCAAUCUAUACUACUACAGGAAAGAAAGUUGGUCGUAUUACACUUUUGGAUCCUGCAGGACCCAAAUUUGAAAAAACUCCGAAUAUAACUAAUACAAAUGACGCUACAUUUUUGGAUGUUAUUCAUACUGAUGAUGGUCAUUACGGGUUCCAAAGAAGUAUUGGUCAUCUAGAUGUGUUUCCGAACGGUGGUGGAUUUCAACCAGGGUGUCCACAUCAUGAUGUUGAUGAUAAUUGCAGCCAUGCCAGAUCGACAAGGUAUUUUGUUGAAUCUAUCGGUAGGAAACCUCGAAUUGGUCAGUUGGCUGCAAGCUGGGAAGAUUUUCAAGCAGGAAAUUAUACGGAUAGUGAACUUUAUGUUUUUGGGGAACAUGUUCCACAUACAUUAAGAGGAAACAUGUAUUUUAAAACCAAUACUGAGUCACCAUUUUUAACAGAAUAAAUGAAUUCAAUUAUUACAAUAAUUUGUAAACUAUCUAUUACAAUGUACAUUAGUUUUUAUUAAAUAAAUUUAGGGUUAGUAUAAAAAUAAAUUAUAAUUUAUAAAAUUACAA